Molecule: messenger RNA, 6597 nt
Organism: Candidozyma auris
Lineage: Eukaryota; Fungi; Ascomycota; Pichiomycetes; Serinales; Metschnikowiaceae
Gene: URA2
Product: bifunctional carbamoylphosphate synthetase/aspartate transcarbamylase
Exons: 1
Coding region: 1-6597 (2198 amino acids)
Biological process (GO): 'de novo' pyrimidine nucleobase biosynthetic process; L-glutamine metabolic process; L-citrulline biosynthetic process
Cellular component (GO): cytoplasm; cytosol
Molecular function (GO): metal ion binding; dihydroorotase activity; ATP binding
Source: RefSeq, a predicted model, not a curated record
AUGGAGUCCACCGGCGACCGUUUGAUGACCUUGGAAACCAAGGACGGCAUUGCCUUGCAAGGUUACUCCUUCGGAGCCCAGACCUCUGCUGCCGGUGAGGUGGUUUUUCAAACGGGUAUGGUCGGUUACCCUGAGUCUAUCACUGACCCUUCUUACGAGGGCCAGAUCUUGGUGAUCACUUACCCACUUGUUGGUAACUACGGUGUCCCAGACACUGAAUUAAAGUGUGACAUCGUCGAAGAGUUGCCAAAAUACUUUGAGUCCAACCACAUUCACAUUGCCGGUUUGGUGGUUGCUCAUUACACCGAGGAAUACUCCCACUUCUUGGCCAAGUCUUCUUUGGGUCAAUGGUUACAAAAGGAAGGCAUUCCUGCUAUGUAUGGUGUGGAUACCAGAGCCUUGACAAAGAAGUUGAGAAACGAAGGUUCCACUUUGGGUAGAUUGGCUCUUCAGAAGUCUUCUACCAAGCACGAUGAGGUUGUGGGCCAGGCUGAUUGGGAGCAGUUCUUCGACAUCCCUGAGUGGGACGACCCGAACGUGAAGAACUUGGUUGCUAAGGUCUCCAUUAAGGAGCCAAAGUUGUACAAGCCUAAGAACAACGUCAAGACUGAUAAAAACGGCAAACCAAUUCGUAUCGUGGCCGUUGACGUCGGUAUGAAGUAUAAUCAGAUCCGUUGUUUCGUUGCCAGAGGUGUCGAAUUAUUGGUUGUUCCAUGGGACUACGACUACACUCACGAGGAGUAUGAUGGUUUAUUUAUCUCAAACGGUCCUGGUGAUCCUCAAGUCAUGACUGAGACGGUCGCUCGUUUAGCCAAGGUCAUGGAGUCCGGCAAGACUCCGGUGUUCGGCAUCUGUUUGGGUCACCAGUUGAUGGCUCGUGCCACUGGUGCCGACACUCUCAAGUUGAAGUUCGGUAACCGUGGUCAUAACAUUCCAUGUACUUCCACGAUUUCUGGUAGAUGUUACAUCACUUCCCAGAAUCAUGGUUACGCUGUUGAUGCUUCUACUUUGCAAGACGGCUGGAAGGAGUUGUUCGUCAACGCUAACGACGAAUCCAACGAGGGUGUUUAUCACGUUUCCAAGCCAUACUUCUCAGUUCAGUUCCAUCCCGAGUCUACCCCUGGUCCAAGGGACACUGAAUUUUUGUUCGACGUUUUCAUUGACGCAGUUGUUGACUUCAAGGACACUGGUGUCUUUAAGCAAGUCGCCUUCCCUGGUGGCAAGAUUGAGGAAAACAGAGCUGCUCACCCAAGAGAAGAUGUCAAGAAGGUUCUUGUUUUGGGUUCUGGUGGUUUGUCCAUUGGUCAGGCUGGUGAGUUUGACUACUCAGGUUCUCAGGCCAUCAAGGCCUUGAAGGAGGAAGGAAUCUACACGAUCUUGAUCAACCCAAACAUCGCCACCAUUCAAACUUCUAAAGGUUUGGCUGACAAGGUCUAUUUCUUGCCUGUUAAUCCAGACUUCGUUAGAAAGGUCAUCAAGCACGAACGCCCAGAUGGAAUUUAUUGUACCUUUGGUGGUCAGACUGCUCUUAGUGUUGGUAUUGCCUUGAAGGAUGAGUUUGAGGGGUUGGGCGUUAAGGUAUUAGGUACCCCUAUCGAAACCGUCAUCACUACUGAGGACAGAGAAUUGUUCGCUGCCGCUAUGGAUGACAUCAACGAGAAGUGCGCCAGAUCUGAGGCUUGCUCCACUGUUGAAGAGGCGGUCGACGCAGCCAACGCUAUCGGUUAUCCAUUAAUUGUUAGAGCUGCCUACGCUUUGGGUGGUUUGGGCUCUGGUUUCGCCGACAACGAAAAGGAAUUGAGAGAAUUGUGCGGUAAAGCGUUCGCCACGUCUCCUCAGGUUCUUGUUGAGAGAUCCAUGAAGGGCUGGAAAGAAGUCGAGUACGAGGUUGUUCGUGAUGCCUUCGACAACUGUAUCACUGUCUGUAACAUGGAGAAUUUCGACCCCUUGGGUAUUCACACUGGUGACUCCAUUGUUGUCGCUCCUUCUCAAACUUUGUCUGAUGAGGAUUACAACAUGUUGAGAACAACUGCUGUGAAUGUUAUCAGACAUUUGGGUGUCGUUGGUGAGUGCAACAUCCAGUAUGCCUUAAACCCAUUCUCCAAGGAGUACUGUAUUAUUGAAGUGAACGCUAGAUUGUCUCGUUCUUCAGCCUUGGCCUCUAAGGCCACUGGUUACCCAUUGGCCUACACUGCUGCUAAGUUGGGUUUGAACAUCCCUUUGAAUGAGAUCAAAAACUCUGUGACUAAGUCCACCUGUGCUUGUUUCGAGCCAUCUCUUGACUAUGUCGUUGUUAAGAUCCCAAGAUGGGAUUUGAAGAAGUUUACUAGAGUGUCUUCAUUGUUAUCUUCUUCCAUGAAGUCUGUUGGUGAGGUCAUGUCUAUCGGUAGAACAUUUGAAGAAGCCAUUCAGAAAGCUAUCAGAUCUACUGAUUACCACAACUUGGGUUUCAACAAGACUGCUGCUUUGAUGUCCAUCGACAUUGACACCGAAUUGCAAACACCAUCUGACCAACGCUUGUUUGCUAUUGCCAACGCUCUCUCGGAUGGUUACUCUGUCGACAAGGUCUGGCAAUUGACUAACAUUGACAAGUGGUUCUUGAACAAGUUGGAUGGCUUGAUCAAGUUUGGUAACAAGAUCAGUUCUUUUGGUAGCAAGGAGAACUUGCCUCUUGGUAUUUUAAGACAAGCCAAGCAGUUGGGCUUUGAGGACAGACAAAUUGCUAAGUUUUUGGACUCUAAUGAGGUUGCCAUCAGAAGAUUGAGAAAAGAGGCUGGCAUUGUCCCAUUUGUCAAACAAAUUGAUACUGUCGCUGCUGAGUUCCCUGCUUUCACUAACUACUUGUACAUCACGUACAACGCAGAUUCUUCUGACGUUGAGUUUAACGAUCAUGGUGUGAUCGUCUUGGGAUCAGGUGUCUACAGAAUUGGUUCUUCAGUUGAGUUCGACUGGUGUGCUGUCAGAGCCAUUAGAACCUUGAGAGAGAACAAUUUGAAAACUAUUAUGAUCAACUACAACCCUGAAACCGUCUCCACUGAUUACGACGAGGCUGACAGGUUGUACUUCGAGACAAUCAACUUGGAAAGAGUUAUGGAUAUUUACGACUUAGAGCAAUCUUCUGGUGUCAUUAUUUCUAUGGGUGGUCAAACUUCGAAUAACAUCGCCUUGCCAUUGCAUCGUCAAAACGUCAAGAUCUUGGGCACGUCACCUGAGAUGAUUGACUCUGCUGAAAACAGGUACAAGUUUUCAAGAAUAUUGGACAAGAUUGGUGUCGACCAGCCUGCUUGGAAAGAGUUGACCUCGAUAGAAGAAGCUGAAGAAUUUGCUGAGAAGGUUACCUACCCCGUUUUGGUUCGUCCAUCUUACGUCUUGUCUGGUGCUGCUAUGAACACUGUAUACUCCAAGGCGGACUUGGCUUCUUACUUAUCCCAGGCAGUGGACGUAUCCCCAGACUACCCAGUCGUUAUCACCAAGUACAUUGAGAAUGCUAAGGAGAUCGAAAUGGAUGCUGUCGCCAAGGACGGUAAGAUGAUCAUGCAUGUUGUCUCCGAACACGUCGAGAAUGCUGGUGUUCAUUCUGGUGAUGCUACUUUGGUUGUUCCUCCUCAGGACUUAGACCCUGAGACUGUUUCUAGGAUUGUCGAGGCGACCGCCAAGAUUGGUAAGGCCUUGGAUAUCACUGGUCCUUACAACAUUCAGUUUAUUGCCAAAGACAAGGAUAUCAAGGUUAUUGAAUGCAAUGUUCGUGCCUCUCGUUCCUUCCCAUUUGUUUCCAAGGUUGUUGGUACUGACUUGAUUGAGAUGGCUACCAAGGCUAUCAUGGACUUGCCAAUCACCCCUUACCCUGGUGAGAAGUUACCCGAGGACUACUGCGCUGUUAAAGUUCCUCAAUUCUCCUUCUCCAGAUUGGCCGGCGCUGACCCUGUUUUGGGUGUUGAGAUGGCCUCUACAGGUGAGGUCGCUACAUUUGGUAGAAACAAGUAUGAGGCUUACUUGAAAUCUUUGAUCUCUACCGGUUUUAAGUUGCCAAAAAAGAACUUUUUGUUCUCCAUCGGUUCGUACAAGGAGAAGCAAGAGUUGUUGCCAUCCAUAAAGAAAUUGCAUGAGUUGAACUACAAAUUGUUUGCUACUGCUGGAACUGCCGAUUUCAUCAAGGAGCACGGCAUCCCAGUGCACUACUUAGAAGUCAUGGGCAAAGAAGAGGACCAAAAAUCUGAAUUCUCCAUGACUCAGCACUUGAGCAACAAUAUGAUCGAUGUCUACAUCAACUUGCCAUCUGCGAACAGAUUCCGUCGUCCAGCUUCCUACAUGUCCAAGGGUUACGAAUCUCGUCGUAUGGCUGUGGACUACUCUGUGCCAUUGGUGACUAACGUUAAGUGUGCUAAGUUGUUGGUCGAGGCUAUUGCCAGAAACAUUGAGUUAAAUGUCACCAACAACGAUGCUCAAACUUCCCACACCACCACAGAGUUGCCUGGUUUGGUGAACAUGGCCAGCUUUGUUCCUACCUUCAACGACUUCGAAAUCACCACCAAGGAGUCUUUGGCUGCUGGCUUCACUUUCAACGCUUUCUUGCCUCAGACUGUCACUGGCUCUGCUGUUGUUGACCUUGACAGCUUGGGCGAUGCUAUUUCCACUGCUUCUAGCGGGGCUUACACUAAUUUCUCAAUGGGUCUCGCUGGAUCUGCUACCAACGCCAAGGAUUGCGCAGAGGCUGCUGAGAACGCUGCUUCUUUGUUCUUGCCAUUUAACGAAUUCGCCAACUCAAAGGUUUCUGCCAUUUCAGCCCACUUUGCUUCUUGGCCUCACUCUAAGCCAAUUGUUACUGAUGCGCGUGCCACCGAUUUGGCUUCUGUUUUGUUGUUGGCAUCUCUUCAUAACCGCUCUAUUCACAUUACGGGUGUUUCCUUCAAAGAGGAUUUGGAAUUGAUCAAGAUGGCCAAGGCAAAGGACUUAAGGGUCACUUGCGAUGUCUCCAUCUACUCCUUGUUCUUGUCUCAGAGCGAUUACUCCCAGUUCUCGUUCUUGCCAACUGCAGAAGACCAGGCCGCCUUGUGGGCUGACUUGGACCACAUUGACUGUUUCUCUAUUGGCGUCUUGCCAUACAUGGUCGCCAAGGGCCUUGGCCAUGACAUUACUCCUGCUUUUGGUAUCAAGGAAGCUGUACCAUUGUUGCUCCUGGCUGUGAAGGAGGGUAAGCUCACUAUUGGCGACAUUGUUAAACGCUUACAUGACAACCCUGUCCAGAUAUUGAAUCUUCCAAAGCAAGAUGCCUCUGUUGAGAUCGACAUUGACAGAGCUAUCCUGGUUUCUGAGACUGUCAAGUCAAUCUUCAAAAACAAGAAGCUUCAAGGUUACAUUGAGAGAGUAUCUGUUCAUCACGAAACCGUUUGCUUGGACGGCUCUAUUUUGGCCGAUGAAGCUUUGGGCAAAAAUGAAUUCGCUACCAGAGACAGAUUUGGUUCCGUUACUAAUAUUCCUCAAUCUCCAAUCUUGUCCAAGAAGGUCAGAGCUUCAUUCGGCGACGGCCGCCGUCCAUCAUUGAUGAGAGAAAAAGAGCAACAAGCAGCUCAAGGAUCAUUGGAGAAGUUGGGCCACGAAUUGGUCUCUCAGCCACCAUCUGGCCUCUUUGUUGAGUCUGACGCCUUGAUUAAUUACAUCCGAAACAACAAUACUUUCUUGAGAAACUCCGUGUUGUCUGUUAAGGACUUCACCCGCUCUGACUUACAUUCUUUGUUCACUGUUGCUCAAGAGAUGAGAUUGGCUGUUGAGCGCCAGGGCGUCUUGGACUUAUUGAAGGGCAGAUUGUUGUGCACUAUGUUCUAUGAACCCUCCACCAGAACUUCAUCCUCGUUCGACGCUGCCAUGCAGAGAUUGGGCGGUAGAGUUGUUGCUGUUGCUGCUGAUUCUUCCUCAGUCAAAAAGGGUGAAACUUUGCAGGACACUAUCCGCUCUUUGGCUUGCUACUCUGACGCUAUCGUGUUGAGACAUCCAACCGAGGAGUCCGCUGACAUUGCUGCCAAGUACUCUCCAGUGCCGAUUAUCAACGGUGGUAACGGAAGCAAAGAGCAUCCAACUCAAGCAUUGUUGGACUUGUUUACCAUUAGAGAAGAGUUGGGUACUGUGAAUGGUAUCACUGUUACUUUUAUGGGUGACUUAAAGUACGGUAGACCAGUUCACUCUCUCUUGUAUUUGUUGCGUCACUACCAGGUGAGAGUGCAGUUGAUCGCUCCGAAGGAAUUGUCGUUGCCUGAGAGCAUCAAGGACAUGUUGAGGGAAUAUAACAUGUUGUCCGUUGAAACUGAGGAAUUGACACCUGAGCUCAUCGCUAAGUCAGAUGUCUUGUAUUGUACCAGAGUCCAAGAAGAAAGAUUUAAGGACAGACAACAAUACUUGAGAUUGAAGGACACUUACAUCGUGGACAACAAGAUCUUAUCUCACGCCAAGCUGCACAUGUGUGUCAUGCAUCCAUUGCCUAGAACUUCCGAGAUCAAGGAGGAAGUUGACUUUGAUCAAAGAGCUGCUUACUUCAGACAAAUGAGAUACGGUUUGUACGUCAGAAUGGCUUUAUUGGCAAUGGUCAUUGGUGUCGAUUUUUAA